AUGAGUUUGGGAAAAUCAAGCCUCCCAAGAGAAUCUAGAGAAGCAUCCACAAGUGAUAGAGAAGAAUCAACUACAGUUCUUGAUAAUAGCUUAUCAACUAAGGGAAAUCCCAAUUCAAUGUAUUCUGCUAAGUGGGGAAGCAAGUCUGGGUCUUCAUCGUCGUCGUCGUCAUCAUCGUCGUCAUCCUCUUCCUCACUUGUCUCAGCCUCAGCAUCACCACCGAAAAGUAACCACCUCAACAUUAAGAAGCCAGAAGUUCCAAGUUCAGAAUAUCAAGAAGAAUAUGGGAGAAGUUUUGUAAGGGGCCGUCCGUCUGCUUGUGUAUUUGUUGCAAGUUUGAAAUCCAACAUGCUGGAUGACGAGCUUUGUGUAUCGGUGCAUGACCAUUUUAAACAAUGGGGUCAGCUAUCCACAGUCAAAGUCUUGAGAGAUACAAAGAACAGACCCUACGCAUUUGUUCAAUACUUGAAUGAGAAGGAUUCAAAACUUGCUAUUGAAGGAGGCCACAACUCGAUGUUAGAUGGAAGGAGAAUUCGUUGCGAGGCUGCAAAAGUGAAUAGAACAAUAUUCAUGACUUCUCCACUUAGUUUAUCGCUGGGAGCAGUCGAAGGAAAGUUAUCGAAAUUUGGCGAAAUCGAGGAGUUAACCCCGAGUAAUGCAGCGGGUCAAUGCUAUACAAACGCACCAAAGCUUAGGGGCUAUAAGAAUUGGUACUGCAGGUUUGCUUAUCGUGAUGACGCCAUUCGAGCAUAUGCCAAUCUUACCGAGGAAGGAGCUUACCAAGCAGAAUGGGCUCAAAAUGUUGAGAAGUCCAAUGCUGUCAGCUUCAAGGAGGACACAAGUUUUGAUUCCAACAGGGCAGUUGCAAACGGAUCUCGUUUUGACAGAUUUGCCGUUUUCGUUGGUCAGUUGAGUCCCAAUAUUACAGAAGCUGAGCUCAGAGAGAGAUUUCAACGUCAUGGCAAGAUUAAAAGUCUCCACCUUUACAAAAGAUUUGAGAAUAAUUUUGCAUUUAUUGCUUUCUUUGAUGAGUCAAGCGCCGCUAGCUCGGUAGAGGUCGAGAAUCAUGCCAUGCUUUGUGGCAAGACCAUGCAUGUUCAGUAUCGAGAAUUGCAAAAUCAUUGGAGAAAUUCUAAUGUACACCGUGUGCCACUUGCUCCACCACCUAUACAUGUUGGCAAGAAAGACAGAAUUUACACUGCCCCUGUAAAACCAAGAUUUACAGGUCGCUCUUCGAAUGUACCAAGCAAAUGUUACGCUAACAAGAAGCUCUCUAUUUCCAACAAAUGGCAAAAUGAAGGCAACAAGACUGGUGUCAAAACUUCGUUUCGUCCUUGGCAAGCAUCGCAAUUGGAAUUAAAGAGUGGUACAAAAGCUAAUGAACGGGAUACAGCUCCUAAACGGUUCAUUCCUGGAUCCGAGCAGUUUGAGAAAAUUGGAGCAAAAGUUUGUUUAGAGAAUCAUACUCUCGAGAAGCGGGAAGAAAAGGCCAAUGUCGUUGCUACAUAUCCGGCACCCCCCAGUACUGGUUUCCCAUUGUUUUACUACGUUCCUGCAGAAAAUGCGAGCUAUCCACCUGGUAGUCGACUGGGCUCUUACUACAAUGUUUAUCCACCUUAUUACGAUGCAGUUCAACCACAUUCCCAAAUUGGGGGAGGCGCCAUCGGUGCUCGUGCUGCUGCUGCUGUUGCUGCUGCUAGUGCUGUUGCUGAUAGUUCGAGCGAAUAUACCCCUGCAAUGCAUCGUUCACCAUCCUACGGAAUUCCUAAUUAUGUUUACUAUCCUAAAGAGGGUAGAUCGGGAAGCAAGGAAAAGUUUGCCCAAUAG
Messenger RNA from Lodderomyces theae, 1827 nucleotides. RefSeq lists its product as uncharacterized. Gene Ontology annotation, molecular function: RNA binding. The coding region runs from base 1 to 1827 and encodes 608 amino acids. The transcript has a single exon. NCBI's taxonomy places the organism in Eukaryota, Fungi, Ascomycota, Pichiomycetes, Serinales, Debaryomycetaceae. The record is from RefSeq and is a predicted model, not a curated record.